Molecule: messenger RNA, 8140 nt
Organism: Xenopus tropicalis (tropical clawed frog)
Lineage: Eukaryota; Metazoa; Chordata; Amphibia; Anura; Pipidae
Gene: kif16b
Product: kinesin family member 16B
Exons: 26
Coding region: 378-4346 (1322 amino acids)
Biological process (GO): cell surface receptor protein tyrosine kinase signaling pathway; microtubule-based movement; intercellular transport
Cellular component (GO): cytoplasmic vesicle; cytoplasm; cytoskeleton
Molecular function (GO): ATP binding; phosphatidylinositol binding; microtubule motor activity
Source: RefSeq, a predicted model, not a curated record
CUCAUUACAGCGUGACGUGCGGGCUGUUUCCCAGUUCAGGAGGGGUGACUCUGCACAUUAAACACCUGUUGUCACUGGAUUUGUUUAAUGUCUUUAGCUUGAGAUGACAACACAAGUUACACACAGAAUCAGUUGUUGAACUUGUAGCAGGGGUAUUGUGUGUCCCAGGCAAGCCUUGUCUGUGCAGUGUUCCCUGUGCAGGUGUGGGAAGGCUGGGGAUGCGGAGAGUUGUGGGACACUGGGCUCUGCCGCCGCUCAUUAUGUUCCCUGCCUUGUUGCACACAGACUCCUACUAGCCAGCUGCCUCCAUUGCCCUGAUUGGGGCAUCAGUUGAAGGACUGCUCGCAGUGAGCCCCGGAGCGUCACAGGCAUGAGCCAUGGCAUCUGUCAAAGUAGCAGUGAGAGUCCGGCCGAUGAACCGAAGGGAGAAGGAUCUGGAGGCUAAAUUUAUUAUUGAGAUGGAAGGAAAGAAGACAACAAUCACUAAUAUUAAGAUGCCAGAUGGAAUCUCUGGAGAUUUGGGAAGGGAGCGGACCAAAACUUUCACAUAUGACUUUUCCUAUUUUUCUGUAGAUAGUAAAAAUAUUGAUUAUGCAUCACAAGAAAGGGUUUUCAAAGACCUUGGCACAGAUGUCCUCCAAUCAGCAUUUGAAGGAUACAAUGCCUGUAUCUUUGCCUAUGGACAGACAGGCUCUGGAAAGUCUUACACCAUGAUGGGUAACCCGGGUGAUUCUGGAUUAAUCCCCAGGAUAUGUGAAGGCCUAUUCAGCAGAAUCGCUGAAACAACACGAUGGGGUGAUGCAUCUUUUCGUACAGAAGUCAGUUAUUUAGAAAUAUAUAAUGAGCGAGUUAGAGACCUGCUUAGAAGGAAGUCAUCAAAAACAUUUAAUCUGAGAGUUCGAGAGCAUCCCAAAGAGGGCCCUUAUGUUGAAGAUUUGUCAAAGCAUUUAGUUCAGAAUUAUGGUGAUGUGGAAGAACUAAUGGAUGCGGGAAAUAUCAACAGGACCACUGCUGCCACAGGGAUGAAUGAUGUGAGCAGCAGAUCCCAUGCCAUUUUUACAAUCAACUUUACUCAGGCUAAAUUUGAUGCUGAAAUGCCUUGCGAAACAGUUAGCAAGAUUCAUUUAGUGGAUCUUGCUGGAAGUGAGAGAGCCGAUGCCACUGGUGCUACAGGUGUGCGGCUGAAGGAAGGAGGAAACAUUAAUAAAUCCUUAGUCACUCUGGGAAAUGUCAUUUCUGCCUUAGCUGAUUUAUCUCAGGAUGCAGCCAACCAUCUUGCUAAGAAAAAGCAAGUCUUCGUGCCUUACCGAGAUUCUGUUCUGACUUGGCUCUUAAAAGAUAGCCUGGGAGGAAACUCCAAGACCAUAAUGAUUGCCACUAUUUCGCCUGCUGAUAUCAAUUAUGGAGAAACCUUAAGUACACUUCGCUAUGCAAAUCGAGCCAAAAACAUCAUCAACAAGCCCACCAUUAAUGAGGAUGCUAAUGUCAAGCUAAUUCGUGAGCUUCGAGCUGAAAUAGCUCGCUUGAAAGCUCUGCUUGCUCAAGGGAAUCAGAUUGCACUUUUGGAUUCUCCCACAGCUUUGAGCAUGGAAGAGAAACUCCAGCAAAAUGAAGCACGCGUUGAAGAACUGACCAAGGAGUGGACCAACAAAUGGAAUGAGACCCAAAACAUACUCAAAGAACAGACUCUGGCUCUAAGAAAAGAAGGUAUUGGUGUUGUCUUGGAUUCAGAACUGCCUCAUCUCAUUGGCAUUGAUGAUGAUCUUCUGAGUACUGGAAUUAUUUUGUAUCAUUUGAAGGAAGGACGUACAUACGUUGGAAGAGAAGAUGCUGCGGCAGAUCAAGACAUAGUUCUACAUGGGCUUGAUUUAGAAAGCGAGCACUGCAUCUUUGAGAACCUCAGCGGCACAGUGACGUUAAUUCCUCUGAAUGGCUCUCAGUGCUCAGUAAACGGAGUUCAGAUACAGGAAUCAACUCAGCUGAAUCAAGGUGCCGUAAUAUUACUGGGUAGGACCAAUAUGUUUCGUUUCAAUCAUCCGAAAGAAGCUGCUAAAUUGAGAGAAAAAAGAAAGAGUGGCCUGCUCUCUUCUUUCAGUUUAUCAAUGACAGAUCUUUCCAAGUCUUGUGAGAACCUUUCAGCUGUAAUGCUUUAUAAUCCUGGACUGGAGUUUGAAAGGCAACAAAGAGAAGAGCUAGAAAAACUGGAAAAUAAAAGAAAGUUAAUUAAAGAAAUGGAAGAAAAGCAGAAAUAUGAAAAAGCCGAACUGGAGAAAAUGCAACAAGAAGUUGAAUCUCAGCGUAAAGAAACAGAAAUUGUUCAGUUGCAUAUUCGUAAACAAGAAGAAAGUUUAAAACGUCGUAGUUUAGACAUUGAAUCCAGGCUCCAAGAUUUACUAGCCGAAAAAAUAAAAUUUGAAGAAGAAAGGUUGAGAGAACAACAAGAGAUUGAACUGCAAAAAAAGAAACAGCAAGAAGAAAGUUUUAUCAAAGUUCAAGAAGAACUUCAAAGACUUCAGGAACUUCAUAAUACAGAAAAGGGUGAGAAAAUGGAAAUAUUCCGGGAACUGGAAAAACUAAAAAAGGAGAAGGAUGAUCAAUACUUGAAAUUAGAAGCGGAAAAGAAAAGGUUAGAAGAACAAGAAAGAGAGCAACUUAAGCUUGUGUUCCGUCUUGAAGAGCAGCUUCGGGAAAAACAAGAAAUGAUUCUACUCUUCGAGAGAGGGGAUGUGUCAAGGUUGGAAGAAGAGAUUGGUGUUUUAGAGGAUGUUAGAGAGGAUCUAUUGCGGGCUAAGGAAGCCAGGUCAGAGGGGGAAGGAGAUCCAGAAGAAGUUGAAAAAGCAACAAACAAAUAUACAGAAUUUAAAAGAAUGCAGGUGGAUAAGCUCUCGGUCUUAGAAGGAGAUCUACACAGGCAAACUGAUUGUUUAGAAAAGGAAAUCAAAGCUGAUCAUGAUACUCUUUCAAGAUUAUGCCUUUCAAAUGUAGAAAACACAGAACUGCACAAGACAGAAGAUGAGUCUUCCUUGGUCACACCACAAAUAGCAGAAGAACUGGAAAUGAUAAAACAGACAGAAAACAAAAUUCAUUGUAAAGAAAGGCAGCUUAAAUACAUAAAUCAAACUCAUUUGCCGGCCUUAUUCGAUGAAAAGCAGAGGGCAUCUGAGAUACUUAACAGUGGUUUGCUUGGGUUGGAUAAAACAUUAUAUCAAAUUGAAAAGGAGAUUGAAGAAAAAGCUGAUCAACUUGCCCAGUUUAGGGCAAGCAGUGACCAGUUACAACAACUACAAGAAACCUUUGAAUUUACAACUAACAUUGCCCGGCAAGAGGAGAAAGUUAGGAGGAAGGAAAAAGAAAUCCUUGAAUCAAGAGAAAAACAGCAGCGAGAAGCCCUAGAACAAGCGGUUGCUAAACUAGAGAGAAGGCAUUCUGCACUUCAGCGACAUUCAACUAUAGAUGUGGAAAUUGAGGAACAAAAAUGCAAACUUGCUGCUUUGAACAACAGCAAGGAACAAGCCGGUCUGCAGGCUACAUUAGAAGCAGAACAAAAGGCUCUGGAGCAAGACAGAGAGAGAUUAGCUCAUGAAAUUCAACAGCUGAAACAGAAGAUACAUGUGGCUGAUCCACUUUCAAAAAGUCUUUCAGGAAGUGUCGAAGAAAAACCUUCCCUUGUCAACUCACCUGCAAGUCCAGUAAAAUCUCAGUCGCAUUUACUUACAUUGAAUGAUGACAGGAUCCAUGCUUAUAUAGAAGAGGAAGUGCAAAGACGGCUUCAGAAUAUCAAUAUGUCCUGUGACAACCUUAAUGGCCUUAGCCUGACUUCGUCUGCAGACUUUGGAAUGAGUUCCGAUGCAUUCCUGAAUGGCGCCACACAAAGAAAACUUAAAUAUGAGCGGUUAAUAUCACGAUCAUUAGGAGUGAAUCCAGAUGAUCUCACCGAUCCAGUCAGAAUAAGCAUUCCUCGCUAUGCACUUUGUGGACAAGGAAAAGAUGAACAUUAUGAGUUUGAAAUAAAGAUAACCGUCUUGGAAGAAACAUGGACGGUGUUCAGACGCUACAGCCGUUUUAGAGAAAUGCAUAAAACAUUCAGAUUAAAAUACCCAGAGCUCAUUGCCUUAGAAUUUCCCCCAAAGAAGCUGUUUGGAAACAAAGAUGAACGAGUUAUUGCUGAACGUAGAACUCACUUAGAGAAAUACCUUAGAAACUUCUUCUCUGUGAUGCUGAAGUCUCCUACGUCCCCUCUGCACAUCGAUAAGGUGGGCCAAACCCUCUCCAAACACACCAUCUGCGAGUUCUCUCCCUUCUUCAAGAAAGGUGUAUUUGACUACAGCAGCCACGGCACUGGCUAAGGGACGGCCUACCUUGUGUAUGUACGGACGGAGUUAAAACUACUGUGUAGUUCACAAAACUAUUUCUUCCUUGGCUCAAGUGAAGUUGAAUCUGCAUAUAUUUAAAUACUUCAAACAAAAUGUGUUUGGCCACCAACUAACUUAGUUAUUGUCACCAAUUUACCCUGUUAUUCAAAUGUCAUUGCUGUAGUACAAGGGAAGCUAUUUGAUCUCUGUGUUUGUGUUAGGGAUGCACUGAAUCCAGGAGUUGGCCAAGAUUCGGCCUUUUUCAGCAGGACCCGGAUUCAGCCAAAUCCAUGUCAGCCUUAGGGCAAUACUCCGGAAAAUGAAGUUAAAUCUCUGCUUCCGUGGGCAGAAAAUCUCCCCGAAAUACCUUCCCAUCAGCAUACUGUAUGCCUCGCUAAGCCGCCCGAAGUUUCCUUUGCUACCACGGGUGAGUAAUCUCGGGGUGAUAAAACACCUUUGGUAACAAAGAUUUAGCGCAGGCGACUAAUCUCCCCAUGGGACAUUAGCCUGAAGCGUUUUUGCCUUUCUGUGCAUUGCAUCUAUCACUGAAAUAUAUAGAAAUGUUUAUAUAAUGAUAGAUUAUGUAAUAAAACGCUACACAUAACCGAGUAAUAUAACACCAAAAGGCAUUUGUAAAUACACUGCAGCUUCUUUAGGAGAUGUUUUUUCAGGUGCUCUGGGUUCUCACACCUCUAGAGAAAGUGGUUGAACAAUGGAGAUUCAUUUCCUGAUAAAAUUCAUAAUCUGAUCAAAUACAUAAGCACUUUCUUUGAUCUUAUAGAAGCUGAAUGAAGGAAAAUAUAAAGUUAGCCUGGGACUAUUUCACAAAACUCAGUAUUGCCUCUGGCUAUAAGGUUUAUUCUAUUCUGAUGUCAAGCAAAUCUAUUUCUCCUUACAUAAUAUGCAAUAAUUUAUUUGUGUUUGUUUUUACAGCAUGGAGAAGGGAAAAAAGCAAUGUUUAUUGCAUUCUUUAAUUAUAUUUGCAUUGAAGAAUAACAGAAAGAAAAAAACCUAAACACUUAGGGGCAGAUUUAUCAGUAUGUGAAAUUAGAGCUCACCAUAGAAAAUCUCAAAUCUCAUCAACUUUCUAUUCAUUCCUGGGGGAUUUAUUGAAGCAUAUUUAUCAGUGGGUAAGUUGGGUAAGUUGUACUGUGGUGAGCUUGAAUCUCACAUUCAAACUUUAUGUUCUUGAGAUGAAGCCAAAUAUUUCUUGUCUCAGGCCACAUUGUGUGGUUCAGUGUUUGGUCAUCUAAAACAAGGUUAGAACCAGGCAAAGCCAUUGCUGUGACAGCCAUCCUACUUGUCUUAGGAGUUAUCUGAACAGCUAAUAUACCCCAACUCUUCCCUAACAGGUCUUUACAUUGCCCCCAUACACUGCUUUGGGUGCACCUAGGGAGGGCAGCCCUGCAGUUUGGAAACAAUAGUGUAAUAGCUUUUGCAAAACCUCGGGGUACAACCCUCUGAAACGGAAUCCUUAGAACCAGGGACUCUUUAUAUCUCUUGGCUGAUCCCUGCUCUGUAUAUAUCUGCCCUGUACUGUACCUACUCCAUAUGGCCUGGACUUAUAAAGUGAGGUUAAUGGCCAAAAUGUAAGAGGGUAUGAGUAAAAGGGUAUGAGCAUGGUAAAAUUAAAUAUUGUGGGAGAACAUAGAACUCCAAUUCCAUCUUUGCUUCAUACAUCUUUGAAAUAGAAAAUUUGGCAAACCUAAACAUAAUUUGGAGACAAACAAUGAUCUGGUAAUAACAUUUGUUGAUUUCCAAAAUCAGUUCAUAUACUGGAGGUUUGCUAAAAAUAUUUCUACAUUCUAAUGGUGCAGUUGUAUCAUGUUUGCCCAAACCAGAAAAUCAAUUUAGCUGGUGCCUGUAAAGAUUUAUAUAGAGUCUUCAUCAAACUAGAAAUAGACCAUAGUAAUCAGAUCAAUAGUUGGUCAUUCACAAAGUGCACAACUGAUCUGCUAGAAUAUUGGUAGAUCGUACUGAAAACUAUCAAUGAACAACUUUAGUCUCAAGUUUGCCUUGCACUGGCCAACUCUCAAGGUAUCUGGCUGUCUACUCAUGGCCCAUCCCAUUGAUACAGUAUGAUUAACCCUAUACCUGGAUGGGCAAAUAUACUGUUGUUUUCUCUUCUGAGCUAUCCAGCGGGACAGUUGGAUCUGCAGGAAGUGAAGGGGAGCUGGAAUUCCUCAACUUCCUUGCCUGUUAAAGCACCAUCCCCACCAAUAUGGUGUACAGCAAACUUGACCUAAUCUGUGCAUUAGUGGCCAGCUUAACUUGAAAUGUCUGCCAGAAACACUGAAUUCACCUUAAUUGUGUAUUCUACACUGGUGAAGCAAUAUGGUGUCUGCUUCCAUAUUCAUUGCAAUAGAAAAAUAUCUUGCUGGGAAAUGUAAGAGCUUCUGAAGUCGUUCAGCAGUUAAAGUGAAAAGUAAAACCCAACUAUGUAGCAGUUACUUAAUGCUGAGGGAUAUUAUUAAUGUGACCAAUAGAUGAAACAAGGCAAUAAAAACAGUUGCCCAAAUGACUGCAACUUUUAACUGACAAUAUUCAGAUUGUGCUAUGAGAGCUACAGUUCAUGGGCUACCAAUAAUAAAUUGUUUGGGAAUCAUUUCUAAAUAAUAAAUUAGAAUGAGCCUACUAGGAUAUGUCUCCAUCCACUUACACCACCUCUCUCCAUCCUUUGCCAUCCCCAUCUCCUAAUAUAAGGAAAGGCAGAACUCCCACUUGCCCCUAUGUGGUCACAAGGCAGAAAUAAAUGUGGAAGGGAAACAAAUGCCAAUAGGAUUAAUCUGCACAGACACUGAGCAUUGUUUCAACAAACCAUUUAUUUGUGAUUUCCCUUAAUGUUCAACCAGUUGAGUUUGUUAUAUUAAACCAUCAUAAUAAGAAAAAUGAAACAAAGUUGUCCCAUCAAACACUACUGAUAUCUGCAAACUUAAGUGCCGAAGCAGAAAACCAAGAGAGAGUCAGCAGUUCUCUUGAUAGAUUUAUAUAAAAGUCUGGUACCACUGGGCACGGACCAUCAACCCUGGAGAAAUGCUCAUAAAACCAUUUUUAUGCCUGUUGUAAUAUAAAACUCGCUUGACACUUUUUAAAACCGCAAUUAACUCUCACUACGAUAUUGACUCAAGCACAUGUUGGAUCUCUAUACACAAGGAGUAACAGCAGCAUUCGUCAACCACUAAAAACCCCAAAGCAGUCAUAACCACCCGUCUAUGGUUUCUCUAGCCCUGACAUCAUUAAUGUUGCCCAUUUAUCUGCUUUGGCUUCUGUGCUACUGACACGCUCCAUGCAAGGACACGCUCCACCUCUGCCUUUCUGAAAGGUUUAUAUGCAAGUGAAACAGCGCUGCCAAUAAUCAGCCAACUAAUCGCUUCCACAUCUUACCUCAAAUCCUAACGAAUUGUGCCCUGACGUAGCUGCUCAAUAGUAGGUUUUCUAAUUUGUAAAUAGUAAAUUUGAUUAAAAUCUGCUUACAUUGCAAAUGAGAUUUCGGUUUCUUUUUGCUUCAGCAUUUUAGCAUGUAAUUAAAAACAAGAGUUUGUAACAUAUGUCUUUCGUGUAAAUAUCACAAUAUGAAUGCAGAUGUACGCGUCGGGUAGCUAUUGAUCAUCGAAUCUAUUUAUAGCGAUGUAUGACUGCUUUUUUUUGACAAUCACUAUAUUUAUAUUACACAUUUUACACUGCUUAUGUACAUAGGACUAUUACAAUAAUGUAUGCACCCGUUAAUAAUAGAGGAAUAUAUAUAUUUCACUGUACUUUCAAAAAAAAUAAUAAAUUAUCUAAAUCUA